Molecule: messenger RNA, 3053 nt
Organism: Erpetoichthys calabaricus (reedfish)
Lineage: Eukaryota; Metazoa; Chordata; Cladistia; Polypteriformes; Polypteridae
Gene: ddx11
Product: DEAD/H (Asp-Glu-Ala-Asp/His) box helicase 11
Exons: 27
Coding region: 106-2799 (897 amino acids)
Biological process (GO): establishment of sister chromatid cohesion; nucleobase-containing compound metabolic process
Cellular component (GO): nucleus
Molecular function (GO): hydrolase activity, acting on acid anhydrides, in phosphorus-containing anhydrides; ATP binding; DNA binding
Source: RefSeq, a predicted model, not a curated record
CGCGCACUUUGCGAAUGAAACGUGAAAUAGUUACUUGGGGUCGAGAAGGGCGACAGUAUUGGUGAAAUCUGCAGUUUUAAUUAAGGUAAUCUGUUCUUUACCAAGAUGGUUGAUGAACCUCACAGUUUUCCCUUUCCUUACCAGCCCUAUUCUAUCCAAGAGCAGUUCAUGGAAGCAUUGUAUAAUGUUUUGGAUCAAGGAAAGGUUGGGAUUUUUGAAAGUCCAACUGGAACAGGCAAAUCUCUUAGCUUGAUCUGUGGUGCACUUUCUUGGCUUAAAGACCACAGGAAGAAGAAAGAGGAGGAGGCAGCUCAACUUUUGAACUCCAGUCAGAUUGUGUCAAACCAACAGCUCUCCACCAGCCUGGGUCACAGUGAGAUAACAAAUAGCACCAAGCCUGACUGGAUUACAGAGUUUGUGCAAAAGAAGGCAGAGCGUGAUCUAAUAACAAAGUUAAAAGAGGAAGAGUUAAAGAGGAGAAAGAGAGAGGAACAGUUGGAGCAAAUUCGACAUAAUUCUCAGCUCAGAUAUUCACUCAAGCGUAAGAAAGAUAAUGUACAUGAGGAAGCACUGAGAUUACUACAGCUUAGCAAGGAAUCUCAGGAGUCCCGUGCUGUGGACUGCUUGGAGGAUGGAGAAGAGGAGCUGAUUGUAGCAGAAUAUGAGAGUGAUGAUGAUACAAAGCCCAAAAAUCACAUCAGAUAUGUUGAUGAAGAUGAUGGUGACCUUGAGGAAGAACAUGUAACUAAGGUCUAUUAUUGUAGUCGGACACAUUCGCAACUUGCCCAGUUUGUACAUGAAGUACAGAAAAGUCCUUUUGGCAAAGAGAUCAGGCUCAUUUCACUGGCAUCCCGUCAGAACUUGUGCAUAAAUGAUGAGGUGCGACGCUUAGCCUCAAUUCACUUGAUAAAUGAUCGGUGCAUGGAAAUACAGAAGAAUAAACAUGCAGAGAAGGAUAAAGGGGAGGAGCCAAAGAGGAAGAAAGGAGUGACUAAAACUGUUUGCCCAUUCUCUAACCAUGAUGCAGUUCAGGGCCUGAGAGAUGAGUCUUUGGUAAAGGUUCGAGAUGUUGAACAGCUGGUGACUCUAGGCAAGGAAAUUAAAGCAUGCCCUUACUAUGGAGGUCGUUCAGCCAUUCCAGCUGCACAGCUGGUGGUGCUACCUUACCAGACGUUAUUGCAUGAGUCAACGCGUCGCUCCUCUGGGAUCAAACUAAAAGACCAGGUUGUGAUCAUUGAUGAAGCUCACAACCUGAUUGACACCAUUGCCUGCAUCCACAGUUCUGAAGUUUCCGGUGCACAGCUAUGUUGUGCUCAUUCUCAGUUGACCCAGUACAUGGAGAGAUACAGAAAUAGGCUAAAAGCCAAAAACCUGAUGUACAUCAAACAGAUCCUAUUUGUCUUGGAGAAUCUGGUACGGGUCCUAGGAGGUAAAGUUGGUCAGAACCCAAAGUCACAAACUAUAACUCAUCCAGGUCCUGAGCUCCACACUAUUAAUAACUUUCUAUUCAAAGCACAAAUUGAUAAUAUUAACCUCUUCAAGGUGCAAAAAUACUGUGAAAAAAGUCAAAUCAGCAGAAAGUUGUUUGGCUUUAUGGAGAAAUAUCACGGAAACCUACUUGAUACAGCUACUAAAGAAAAUCAUAAGUCAGCAGGAUUGGAAAAAUACCUACAGUCUCUCCAGCAAAAAGAUAAUCAUGAUGCUCAUACCCCUGAUAAGAUGAAGCCUGCAGAUGAACUGCAACCAGCAAUGGCCUCUCCCAUGUUUCAGCUAGAAAGUUUUCUCUUUGCUCUAACCAAUGCCGAUAAGGAUGGACGAGUUGUGGUGCAUAGACAAGGUACUGUAGCUCAGAGCUUCUUGAAAUUUCUGCUCCUGAACCCGGCUGUUUAUUUCUCAGACGUACUGAAAGAAUGCAGAGCAGUUAUAAUUGCUGGUGGAACUAUGCAGCCUAUAGCUGAUUUCAAAGAGCAAUUGCUGUUUUCAGCAGGUUUGAGUCCUGACCGCAUUGCUGAAUUCUCUUGUGGUCACGUGAUUCCACCAGAUAAUAUUCUUCCCAUAAUUUUGAGCAGUGGUCCCUCAGGACAGAAACUGGAAUUCACCUUUCAUAACCGCGAAACUCCUCAAAUGAUGGACGAAACAGGACGGAUUCUUUCUAACUUGUGCAAUGUGGUCCCAGGGGGUUUGGUGUGCUUUUUUCCAUCUUAUGAAUAUGAAAAGUGUGUUUAUACCCACUGGGAGAAGAAUGGAAUACAUGAUCGUCUAGCAGCCAAGAAAAAGAUUUUCCAGGAGCCAAAGAAAGCCAACAAAGUGGAGCAAGUGCUGGCAGAAUACUCCAAGUGCAUACAGCGAUGCAGAGAUGGUAAAGAUGCUUUGACUGGAGCCCUGCUGUUAUCAGUGGUUGGAGGCAAGAUGAGUGAAGGAAUUAAUUUUUCAGAUGACCUUGGCAGAUGUGUGGUUAUGGUGGGAAUGCCCUACCCGAACAUCAAGUCUCCUGAGCUACAGGAAAAAAUGUCCUAUUUAGAUAAGAAUAUGCCAAGAGUGGAUGGUCAAAGCCCAGGGAAAGUUCUCAUUGAAAAUCUUUGCAUGAAGGCUGUAAAUCAGUCAAUUGGCCGUGCAAUUCGACAUCGUGAUGACUAUGCCAGCAUUAUUCUGCUUGACCAUCGCUAUGCCCGGCCCAACACACUUGCCAAAUUGCCCCAGUGGAUACGAGCCAGCACCCAAGUACAGUCGGCAUUUGGACCCGCCUUUGCUUCUCUCAGAAAGUUCUUUCUUGAAAAAAAGGAACGGAAUUCAGUAUAGUAUUACAAAGCAAGAAACAGAACUUGUCACAAGAGGAGAACACAAAAUCCAUUCAAGAAGACUCCUCUUCAGUCCCACCAGCUAAGUUAUUUUGAGGGUUUUGUGAAGAUAAUAUCUUAUGUACAAAUAUUGAAAAAAGUUUUAUAUUUGUUCUUAAAUAUGUAUGUUUAUUUACUAAUGUUUAGGCUACUGUUUGUUUUAAUUAUGUUUCAAAGGUGGUAUAUUAGGUUUGCAGAAAAUAAAUGUAAAUGUUU